UGAGGGUUGAACGUGGGUAUCGCUGCAGAUAAGCUUUAUAUUAUCAAGAGACUUCAUAACAUUGCUAACAGCUGGAUAUGCUGUUCCUGUCCUAAAUAAACAUGACAACUCUCUCGUUCUCGCUCGCCCCGAAGGCGAUAUACCAACUACAUGAUGCUCUGAUGUGUCUAGCAAAAUUCGACGAUAGUGUGGCAAUAGAAGCUGAAAUUGAUCUGCUCCGUUUAAGCGUGCUCAAUUCCACUAAGACGGCCUACUCUGCGUUCGUCUUCGAGGCGGAUGGCUUUUUCGAAAAUUACUCUUUUGGUAGAGUGAGUAAUGGCAGCUCAUCUAGAACUGCUCAUCCGGAAAAGUUCAGCUGUCAGGUGUUGAUCAAGGCCCUCCUAUCAGCCUUCAAAGGGAAGACGAGUGGACGUGAUAAGGAUACUUCUGUCGAACGGUGCGAGGUUGAGCUCCAAGAAGAUCUAGAUGAAAGCGAGUGUCGACUCGUCAUCAGAUUAAUAUGUGGACUUGGCGUCAUCAAGCUCUACAAGCUAACAUAUGAACCUAUCCAUGUACAACAUGCCAUAUUCGACAGAUCCAAAGCGACAAACGAAUGGAGCAUCGAACCAAAGUACCUAAAGGAGAUAACAGAUCAUUUCGGUCCCUCGGCAGAGCAUCUAGAUAUCUACUCCGAGCAAGGCAAGGCCGUCUUCACCAGCUUCACCACGAAAAGCUCAGACGGAAAAGAAAUCCUUCGCCAGCCGGUGCACACCUCCGUAGCUAUUGAGAAAAGGGACUUCGAUUACUACUUAGCGGAAGACCAUCUCCACGUGGCCAUCCACAUGAAAGACUUCAAGGCGGCAAUAGCACAUGCUGAGACAGCAAAUGCAAAAAUCACCGCCCGAUUCACCCGUCCAUCUCGUCCCUUGCAAUUCGCCUACGAAUCCGAGGGUAUCAAAACCGAGUUCACGCUGAUGACUAGAGGAGACUCACCCGGAGAGGACGCUCCUGGCUCCUCUCGAGCAGCGCCCCAGUUAUCCGCACGUCAAACUCCUGCCCCCGUGCAGAUAAGCCAAAGGAACACAGCUCCAGAGACCGCACAAAUGCCUCCUCCCCGCAGUCGGUCAAUUCGGCCACUCACUGGGACUUCUACCCGGGCUUCACAAUCCAAUACCGAGACCCAACAACCGCCGCCAUCGAUGGAGUUCGACAGUCUGUUCGUUCCAGCGGAUGACGACAGGCAAUGGGACGUGCCAAAUGAUGAAGAUGAAGGUCCGGUCGAAGACGAGCUCGGCUGGGAUGCCACUGGAGAGCAGACAAGCACAGGCCCUGGGCUACGGGAUAUCGAACCCCGAAUGGCACAGACGAGCCACGAGGAGGAAGAGAUGGGCAUCCCGCCCACUCAGCGCAUGUCCCAGCUGCACGGCCUUGGUCUCUUCGACUGAACAGCCACCCUACACCAGACUAUGAAGAGAACCUCCCUCAGCAUGAGUGCCUCUACCUCAAUCCCGAGUAAUCACCCAACUCGUGGCACAGCCCGCACCGAGCCCAACAACCUCCCCAACCCCAUCCGGCAAAGGAAUCUGGCAACACACCCCCUUCACAUUCCCCUGCGCAUCCGUCUCAGGACCACAAUUACCAUGCUCUCCCCAACCACAGGCCACGACCGUCGUCCCAUCCACAAGUCCAAGCACAUGCUCACUCC
This is a messenger RNA of Aspergillus eucalypticola CBS 122712, 1684 nucleotides long. RefSeq names its product putative DNA repair protein rad9. Lineage: Eukaryota; Fungi; Ascomycota; Eurotiomycetes; Eurotiales; Aspergillaceae. The record is from RefSeq and is a predicted model, not a curated record. Gene Ontology annotation, biological process: DNA replication checkpoint signaling; mitotic intra-S DNA damage checkpoint signaling; cellular response to ionizing radiation. Gene Ontology annotation, cellular component: checkpoint clamp complex. The coding region runs from base 102 to 1424 and encodes 440 amino acids. The transcript is spliced from 7 exons.